CAACAGAUCGUCACACGUUGUUCACAGUCGCGCGAAACGGUUCUAAGAUUGCCUUCAUACAGGGAUUUCGAAUAUUCGCUCACACAAAUGAAGACUUCGUCGCGUGUUCACAUCCGAAAUCGUGUGGUCGUCGAACCCGAACUUCAUCUCCAUACCGUCGACAUCACCGAAGCCAUGAGAUUACGUGGGGAUUCGGGGACCUCACGUCGAGCAACAACGCCAAUGACUUCGGACUUUGAUCUUGCCGUAAUGCCGCGCGAGAAAAUUUUUUCUCGAUCUCUUCAUUCAUGGUCUGCACAUCAUUCUCUGACGACGAACAACUGGAUUGCUACCAUAGCUCCCGCGUCGAGCCCUUCCGAACCGGGCAGUAGCAACAAGGCCCGCUACGUACAGAUUCCUUUUCCUUCGGAGCGGGAAGCUCGUAGGUUUUGCAAGGCGUACUCUCCCCCCAGACUCAGUACCGCUGUUCUCUGUCAGCUUUGUCAGCUUACGCCGCAAGCCGCUCGUCACUGCCGAAAUUGCGGGGUCACCGUCUGUGACAGCUGUUCCACGCGUUGGGGCAUUCGGAUGGUUCCCAAGACCUACAACCCACAGUUGCUAACUACUACUGUCCGGGUGUGCAAGUCCUGCGAUUGGCUGUCCAACGCGUUCUGCAUGGCGUUACUUCAAGGUCGUUACGAAGAUGUCUUAACAAUCGUCGAAACGGGCAACGUUAAUCUCCGUACCUGCUUUGCGGACAUUCAUCAGGAAGCCAUGUUUCCUGUCCACUGUGCCAUUCUUGGGGGGUCGCUCGCCACGCUGCAGUGGUUGGUGGAGAUGCAAGGAUGUCCCUUGUCAGUCAAGAAGGAUCCCAAAACGAACCGGGCCUUGUCGUUGCAAACAUCCGCUUCCCGCACCUUGCUCGAUCUUGCGAUGAAAGGACGUCCCAAAAUUGACAUCCUAGUGUACCUCAUACAAAACGGAUUGAGCAUUAGUGAUGUACAUGAUCCAUCGCUGGCCCCCAAAACCCUCGAAGUCGUUCUAAAAGCGGGCUUUCCCAUUCACUCUAUCGAUACGCUCAUGCCCGAUAUGCCUGUCAUAACCGACGAAUCGGACAAAAAAUUCGAUGUCAGCCGCAACAAAUCUUUGGUGUACGAGGAAUCCGUUGCGACACUUGAAGACGCUUGCGUCUUGUGCUGCGAACGCUCUACGGAUUGUGUGCUUAUCCCUUGUGGACAUCAGAUUUGUUGUACCGAUUGCGGUCACCAACUCACUUCUUGUCCGGUGUGCAAGAUAAAUUGCAGCGUACUGCGAGUCUAUCGUCAGUAGUGGACGUAGGAGCCAUCAGCAACGCAGCGCACUGGAAACCGUUUCUGAGUCUAGAUUUGCAGUCCGUACUCAUUUUUAAAU
Messenger RNA from Phaeodactylum tricornutum CCAP 1055/1, 1389 nucleotides. RefSeq lists its product with no specific name. The record is from RefSeq and is a predicted model, not a curated record. The transcript has a single exon. Bases 88 to 1308 code for a protein of 406 amino acids. Lineage: Eukaryota; Bacillariophyta; Bacillariophyceae; Surirellales; Neidiaceae.